Molecule: messenger RNA, 4467 nt
Organism: Pangasianodon hypophthalmus (striped catfish)
Lineage: Eukaryota; Metazoa; Chordata; Actinopteri; Siluriformes; Pangasiidae
Gene: styxl2
Product: dual specificity phosphatase 27
Exons: 6
Coding region: 58-3606 (1182 amino acids)
Biological process (GO): protein dephosphorylation; negative regulation of MAPK cascade
Cellular component (GO): cytoplasm
Molecular function (GO): MAP kinase phosphatase activity; protein tyrosine/serine/threonine phosphatase activity
Source: RefSeq, a predicted model, not a curated record
CCAGGUCUGGGGCAGGCUCUUAGGCAGUGAGUGGCUGUCAGUCUUUACGGUGAGGAGAUGUCUAAGUUUAGACUUCCACUAGCAGCCUCGCUCACAGUCUCACAGUCCACCAGCACUGCGGCCUCAGAUCUUUUACCCUCUACUCAGGAGGACUCUAACAGCAUGGCCUCGGCGAAUGACAACACCCCAGAUGGAGACCAGAAGGUUCCAGAUGAGGAUGAAGCUCCUAAAGUCAAAGAUAUCCAGUCUCACUACCUCCGCUGUCCUUCUCCAAGCUUUUCGAUGAUGUCAGACCGUUUUUCGACCAUCUCUGACCGCUUCUCCAUGAUCUCGGGGUCAAAUUCGGAGAGUAUAUUUAUGGAACCCAUUCAUCUUUCAUCGGCUGUUGCUGCAAAACAGAUCAUCAAUGAGGAACUGAAACCCAAAGACCUGAGGUUGGCCUCGACCCCAGAGAGUAUGCUGGAGACAGCAGAGCAGCUAAUGGUGGAGGACCUUUACAACCGUGUUAAGGAUAUGAUCGAUGACCGCAGCCCCUAUAACACACCCUGUGUUUUGGACAUCCAAAGGGCUCUAGUUCAGGAUCGCCUGGAGGCUCCAAUGAACCCUGUGGAUGAAGUCUGGCCCAAUAUCUUCAUCGGGGAAAAAUCAGUUGCAGUCAACAAAGCCCGUCUGAAGCGUCUUGGCAUCACUCACAUCUUGAAUGCAGGUCACGGUACUGGUGUCUACACAGGCGAAAGCUUCUACCAGGGAAUGAACAUCACCUACAUGGGCAUUGAAGUUGAUGACUUCCCUGAUGCAGACAUCUCACCGCACUUCCGAUCAUGUGCAGAGUUCCUGGAUGAGGCUUUGCUGACGCAUAGAGGAAAGGUUCUGGUGGACUCUAUGAUGGGAAUAAGCCGCUCAGCAGUAUUAGUUGCCGCUUACUUAAUGAUCUUUCAUAACAUGACAAUCAUGGAGGCAUUGAUGGAAAUCAGAAAGAAGCGUGCAAUAUCCCCCAACGAGGGCUUCCUAAAGCAGCUUCGUGAGCUUAAUGAGACAUUAUUGGAGGAACGAGAUGAAGAUGAUGAUGAUACUUUAAGCCAGUCCUCUGUAAUUGACACUAGGGCUCGUCUCGAUGAGGAGGAAAGCAUGUUUGGUGCUAAGGUCAAUUCCAUCAUGGUGGAAGAGGAGGAGGACAGUGUGAGUGUUAUGAGUAGUGUUGCUUCAUCUGCUGCUGCUGCUGCCCUUAAAGCAGGCAUUCUUGGAGGCACAACUGAUCAGGCAAUGAGGGCGAUGGAUCCUUGUCUGCCUGGGAAAGAUAAAGAAGAUGAAGAUGACGAUGUAGACAAAAUGAUUCAGGAGUGGCAGAAGCGAAAUGAGAAGUAUCAAAGUGAUGAGUGGUGGGAGUCCCAGCUAAUGUUUGAUGAGGAUGACCUCGGGUCUCUUGCAGGGGAGGGAAAUAGGAUGGUUCCACGGCCAGAGGAUCUAGAGAGUGUGACCAGCGAGGAUGUGCAGAUGGUGAAGGAACGGAUUAAGCGCCGACCUCGCCGGCCUGCCUCAGACUCAGUGUCUACUGCUAGUUGUAGCAGCUAUACUGACCUAUGGAAAGAACGUCUAAGAGAUAUUGAGGAGCAGGCAGCUGCAAGAUACCGUCGCAAGGAACAAGAUGAGGACGCAAAUAGUGAAGCAAGCCAAAAGAAGAUAGACGACGAUUUAGAGAGUAUAAUAUCUGACUCGAGCUCUAUGUACUACUUCUGCAAGAAGAACAAAGAAAAACUAACUCCUCUUGAGCGGUGGAAGAUUAAGAGACUACAGUUUGGUUGGAACAAGAAAGACAAGAAGGCAGAGGACAACAGUGGAGAAGAAAAGGAAGGUGAAGUAGAAACCCCUGCUCCUUCUUUGGAAGAUGUCAAUUUAACAGCCUAUCAGACUUGGAAGCUAAAGCAGCAGAAGAAAUAUGGUGGUGAGGAAAAGAAGGAUGAGAUUCUGGAGAUGAGUCGUGGAGAAGACUCAGCCACAGUGAAGAGGAGACAGCGGAGGGAAGAAAUACUUGAGCGCUCCAGAAAAACACUAGAGGAGAGCCAAUCAGUAUGUGGCUGGGAAACUGAAAGCUCCCUCAGCACUGGUACCAUCCCACUCUCUGCUUUCUGUGCUGGUGCUUUUCCUUCUGCAAGUGUUGCAGGAGAUGAUAACAUGUCCAUAUUAAGUGGCAGAUCAUCUGUUCACUCUGGCCGAAGCACACAUUCCCAACCUACAGUCCCACCAGCACCACCUGAGCCACCUGUGCCUGUUCUGGGACCCAAUGGGGAACCAAUGGUUAACAUAGCAAACAUCCAAAACUGGAUUGCAAAUGUGGUCAAUGAAACACUUUUGCAAAAGCAAGCAGAAAUGAUGAUGGGAGGAAGCCUCCCUCCAUCACGAGCAGGGUCAGUUUUCAGUAUGGGUGCAGGCCCGGCUGUGGGACCCAGCCGUGGCGUGGAUGAUGAUAAGUCCUCUGUAUUAAGUGGAUCAUCCUAUUCUAGUUUAUCUCGCAAUAAGGCCGAAUCUGUGCUUUCAGGUGUAGGUAGAGCUGCAUCUGUACUUUCUGCAGGUGGAAGGGCUGAAUCUGUUCUAUCUGCUGGAGGGGCAUCCAGACUAUCCUCUGUUUCUGGAUUAGGUUCCCGUAGGAGCAAGAUCACCACCACUAGUGUACCUCUUUAUAGCUUAUUCGAAGACCAAGUAAACCUGCAAAAGCUUGACAUAAUGGAAAAAGAAAUUAAAACAGAUAUGAGAGGUAAGAUGGCUUCCUAUGAAAUAAAGAAGAUUACAGAAGACAAUAAACGCAGUACAUUGUUCAAGAAGAAAAAGCCAAAGGAUGAGGAUGAAGACAACGAAGACAAGAGUGGCUUUGAAAAGACCACUGGUGAUUCAUCAGCCCCCUGUGAAACACCAAAACCUAAAAGAGAUUAUGGCCGUUCAGGAAUUCUCCACCUUCCAGCCACAGCCAACACCAACUGUACUAUUGAUGAAUGGCUCAAAAAUGUAAGACCACCCUCCAGCAAACCAAGAAGUUAUAGUGAAGAUACAACUGGACCUCGCAUGUCCAGGCCAACAUACGAAGAACCUCCUGAGCUUUCUGAGUUUGAUUUUCCAAGCCGAAGAAGCUCAGUUGCAGCGCUUGAAGAUGACGAGGAGGACUAUGGCUUUGCAUCAAGAUUUUCCUCACGAGAUGAGGUUGCCAGUGAAUCGGAUUUAAGCAGGGGUCCCAGUCCAGAAUUCAGCUAUCACUCUAGGAGGAGGCCCCUUGGAGAAGAGAACUCUUUCACUGGAACGUCAGAGUCUAGUCCUUACAGAACUGGGAGACUCUACGCUAGACAUGAAACAGAAGAAGAGGACAGUUACCAGGAGUACUCAGCAAAGCGGAAAUUUACUCAUUCUUCACGAUUUGAUGAAAAUGCAAUGACUACAGGAAGGACUCGAACACAACAAGAAGAUGAAGAAGAUGAGGAGAUAUCUGCUUUUAUCAAUCAGAUCAGACAGAGGGCAAGAGCACGUGUAGCAGAGGAGUUAGAUGAUGGUGAUGAAGUUCUUGGUGCAUGGAGGAAACAAGAGGAGUCAAAGUCACUUCCUAAUAAAGGAGACUCCUAACUACAUCUUUUGUCCUUUUGCAGAGGGAUUUAUGGGGUAAAUUUACAUUUAUGGCAUUUGGCAGAUGCCCUUAUACAGGCGACUUACAAUUAUAUCAUUUAUACAACUGAGCAGUUGAGGGUUAAGGGCCUUGCUCCAGAGCCCAGCAGUGACAGCUUGGUAGUGCUAGGAUUUGAACUCACAACCUUCUGAUCAGAAGUCCAACAUCUUCUACUUUACCCUGACAAUGGCAUGGAUUAGAAAUUUGUACUUUAAAAAGCAAUGCCUCAAUGUCUUCAGUGUUCUUGAAAACCAAGGAACCCUCAUUAAUCUUUUGUACACUGUAACUUACACUCACUGGCCACUUUAAUAGGAACACCUAUACUCCUGCUUAUCCGUGCAGUUAUCCAAGGAGCCAAUCAUGUGGCAGCAGCACAAUGCAUGAAAUCAUGCAGAUAAAGGUCAAGAGCUGCAGUUCAUGUUCACAUCAAACAGAAUGGGAAAAAAUUUUGCUCUCAGUGAUUGUCUGUUUUGGGCAUUACAGGAACUGCUGAUCUCUAGGGAUUUUCACAAACAACCCUCUCUAGAGUUACACAGAAUGGUGAAAAAAACAUCCAUUGGGCAAUUUUACAGUUCACUGGUUAUUUGAGUUACCACAGUCUUCCUGUCAGUUUGAACCAGUCUGGUCAUGCUUCUCUGAUCCCUCUCAUCAACAAGCUGUUUCCACCUGCAGAACGGCAGAACUUUAUGUGAGUGUACAUUUGUUCAUGAAAAUAAUUCCUUUAAAAUUAUUAAAAGAGUAUACAGUGGUGUCUACUUUGCUUUUGACUCCAUUGAUAUAAUGUUAUAUCCAACAUGAUAUAAUAAAGCAGGAAAUUUGAG